Oryctolagus cuniculus (rabbit) is the source of this 523-nucleotide messenger RNA. The record is from RefSeq and is a predicted model, not a curated record. Lineage: Eukaryota; Metazoa; Chordata; Mammalia; Lagomorpha; Leporidae.
GCCUAGGGCGUGGCAGCUGUGGAUAAAGGCAGGAGUCUGCCUGGCAGUGCCUGCUUCCCCCCGAAACCUCGCUCAGCCUGGUGAGCCCACAGGGCCAGCGCUCCGACAUGCAAGAGGUGGCCCUGAGCCUGCUCCUGCUCCUGGCAGGCCUGCCUGCCCUGGACGCCAAUGACCCUGAAGACAAAAACAGUCCUUUCUACUACGACUGGCACCGUCUCCGGGUCGGCGGGCUCAUCUGUGCCGGAAUCCUCUGUGCCAUCGGCAUCAUUGUCCUCAUGAGUGGAAAAUGCAAAUGCAAAUUCAGACAGAAGCCCAGUCAUCGUCCAGGGGAUGCCCCGCCUCUCAUCGCCCCAGGCUCUGCCCGUGACUGCUGAGGAUGGAUCGCUGCAGAGGGCCUGUCUCUGCCCCCGGGGCUGGCGCUGCCCAGGACAAAGACAACACCCCCUCCGCAGGGGCUGCAUCUCACCUCUCAAGACAGGGGUCUCCUCCUUCCAUUUCUAACCUAAAACAACCGUGCCUCGUG